This is a messenger RNA of Ziziphus jujuba (common jujube), 1806 nucleotides long. RefSeq names its product membrane-anchored ubiquitin-fold protein 3. The coding region runs from base 388 to 741 and encodes 117 amino acids. The transcript has 3 exons. The record is from RefSeq and is a predicted model, not a curated record. Gene Ontology annotation, molecular function: protein binding. Lineage: Eukaryota; Viridiplantae; Streptophyta; Magnoliopsida; Rosales; Rhamnaceae.
CACUCGGAAAGGGUUGGAUACUUUCUUUCUUUCUACAUCAAGCAAUUCAAAGGAGUCUUCGUCUUCCUUUCGGAUCAGUUCCUUCAACAUCCUGGAUCUUUUUCGUGUCAAAAUAGCUGAGAUUUUCAGUGGGACUUUCGGAGUGAAUCCUAUCAUAAAAAAGAGAUUGUUUCUUUUUUCUUUUUUCUUUCUGUGGGUAUUGGGUAUCAGAGUGUUUGCUCUUCUGGGUCUGAGCCAUUUUUUGGUUUUCGUUUUGUAUUGGAUUGCCAAUUGGUGAUCUGGGUUCUUCUUGAUUUCUUGUAUUCCGUACUUGGUCUGAAUCUUGGACACUGUUAUGAGAAUUUGAGUUGAACUCUUAGGUGGAGAAACUGGGAAAAAGCUUCGUCAAUGGCUGGGCAAGAUUCGAUUGAACUGAAAUUCAGGCUCUCUGAUGGCUCUGAUAUUGGUCCGAGCAAGUAUAGCCCAAGCACCACUGUGGCAACUCUCAAGGAGAAAAUACUUGCGCAAUGGCCUAAAGAGAAAGAAAAUGGUCCAAGAACAGUAAAUGAUUUGAAGCUUAUCAAUGCGGGAAAGGUGCUGGAAAACAACAGGACACUUGCAGAGUCCAGACUUCCACUUGAACUCCCAGGAGGUGUCAUCACUAUGCAUGUUGUUGUGCGUCCUCCUCUUUCUGACAAAAACAAUGACAAACCACAGAAUGAUUCUCCAAACAAUGCCCGGUGUUCAUGCACAAUAUUGUAGAUCCAGUUAACAAGAAUGACAGGGCUUCUUCAGUUGGUGUUUGGACUGAGUUUUGCUUGCUGGAUAUGAGGAGAUGCAAAUCAAAAGCUUAAUUUUUUCUCAUCACCAGUUGCUAUAAAGACACGAACUUAAAAAGGUUUCAACCAGAGUUUUGUUUGCUGUGGAUCUCAUUGUUUCUUCAAGUAAAAGAUUUUUUUUUUUUUUCUUUCCUUUUUACUUUUUUCUACUUAUGUUGCUUGUGAAUGAAAAUGGAGCUGGCCGCAUAGUUGGAUUGGAAGCUUGGUUAAAGUUUUUAUACCAUUGUUAAAAGGUGUAAAAGGAAAACAAAUAUAGAAAAUUGAGUAAUUCGGUUUUGUUUGGGGGUUUACUGUAAGCAAAACUGCUUCUUCAUUUUUUCCUUCGAAAAAUCAUACAAAAAUAAAUUUCUUUCACAUGACAUGUACAUUUUAUUUCAUAAUUCGCAGCUUCAGUUGAUUUUUAUCCAAUUAAGUAGUCCAUGGAGAGUGAAAUAUAAAAAUGAAACUUUAUAUUUGAUUUGCACAUUGCUUAAGAGCACCAUUUAAAGACUAUUUUCGUAAACCAUAUAUAUCAUUAUCUAUACAUAAACAUAGAGAAAUACUCUACUAGGCGAUAGAACCUAAGAUAUCUCCGUGAUCGAAUUGGACUAUAUAAAUAUAUUAGGAAUGUUAUUUCUUGAUUAAAUUAAGGCUCCAAGUGGAAAUUCUUUAUUAGGAAUGUUAGUCCUUGAUUAAAUUAAGGCUCCAAGUGGAAAUUCUUUCAUCUGUUUGUAAAUUUUGAUCAAAACCAUAGCGAAUACUACCAAUUUAUUAGGAUUCAUCCACCAGCCGAAAUAUAAGUUCAUAUAGCUUUACACCAAAGAGAAAUGGGGCAUAGAAAACGACGGGAGAUUUCCAUUGCUUUUUUGAAAGAUAUAAAUAUGACUGUCGAUUUAAAAAAAAAAACAAAAAUGAUAUUCUAUACAGCAAAAUGAAUUAUACCACUGAGAUUACCAACCCUUCCCCCUCUUAAAAAAAAAAAAAAAAAAAAAAAAAAAGAAAAAAGAAA